AUGAACACAGUCUGCAUCACAAGUGUUAAGAAAUUGUGAGGUUCAGAAAAAAGUAUGAUUAUGGUGGAUAUUGGCAGCCGGAUGUGGCAGAUAGUGUAUUUUAGCACAUUCAUCUGAAAGGACUAACGAGAACUCGAUCAUCAUUUUAUAUUGGCUCUUUGCUUCGUUCACAAAAGCAAUAGAUGUUCGUUUUUUUUUAAAACAUACCACUAUUAGUUGAAUGGAUCCGCGUUUUCUUUUGAGCUUCAUGUAUACCACCGAUGCAUCGCAGGAGCCUUUCGCGAAAGUCUCUGUUCACAAACGCAGUUGACCUUACCAGCUCCGGGAUUGACGCUGCUUCAUCUCGUUCUUGCCUCAUUGACAUGGGCCGCUAGCAACAGAAAGAGGCGGUCGUAG
Molecule: messenger RNA, 396 nt
Organism: Haemonchus placei
Lineage: Eukaryota; Metazoa; Nematoda; Chromadorea; Rhabditida; Trichostrongylidae
Source: the annotation of a GenBank genome assembly